GUGCGCGCCGUUGCGAUGAUCACCUGACAAUCAAAACAGCCAAUAGGGAUUGGCCAACCUGAGGAGCUUCGAGAACCUUCGGUAAUUUCCGUUGCAUAGGCGACCCUUUCAGAAUAUAAUCGGAGGAAUACAAGAACUGGAAAUUAUGCUUCAACUAUACCAAGACCUGGUUAAACCACACCUGGAGUACUGAGAGCAAUUCUGGGCACCAUACCUUAGGAAGGAUAUCCAGUAAGUCCCUGCUUUAAGUUGCCCCAUUGUUAAACUUGUGAAAGUGAUGAGAUUCAGUAGGAGACCACAUCACCUGAGAGGAUUGAAGAGUUUAUCAUCCCAACAUGAACAAUGAAAAGAAAGUUCAUGUUUUCCUUGGAGCACCAGCUGUUUUGACACAGUGGAAAACAUCAGCAAAAGAAGCAGUAGUUGAAGGCAGUUCCAAGAAGUGGCUUCAGUGCCAGGUCUUCUAUGACAAAGGAUCUCUCAAUGCUAGUCCUCGGGAGUGCAGCACCAAGGAGUCUCAGAAACAUUUUGUUUGCCAUGAAGCAACAUCACAAUUGAAAAAUCAAUCUGGACAGUCUUCCACUUCAAAAAGUGAAGAAGGAAACAUAGCAUUAUCUCAAGAAUCUACUUUUGAGAAUCUUGAUGCUUUCCUACUGGAACAGAGCAUGAGCAAAAAGAGUGAUAUACUGUAUGAUAAUGACUUCAAUACCAGACAGAAAGGAAAACAGCACAGGAAAGGGUUGAGCAACAGAACAUUGCUGAACUCUGAAAGGGGUGUCAAAAUAACUGAAGAACAUGAUCAUGAUCCCACCAAUCCUGCUUGCUCAGGAGGAAGUUUUGAGACACCUUUGGAGUCUUAUGAGGGGAGCAGACAAAGCGGAGAAAAUGGGAGUGACAAUUGGGACCCUAAUGGUAGAAUAGCAGAGCAGAAUGCACCUUUGAAAGAAGAUUGUCCAGAAUUUCUCUGUGACUCUCUGAUGGAAUACCUGCAGAAUACCUUUCCAGCUGAAGGGCAGGGAUCUUGUUUCAGGUGCACAUCAUUGAAUGAAGGUUUAUCAACAGAUGCUGAGUUCCUCAGUGUGUUGACCGCAAGUCAAGCUGCCAUUCUUUCACAGGGAUUGUCAGAGAGUCAGUUUAUUACACAGGACUCCCAUGAAAAUUUAAAGGCUAAACUGGAAACAGACACAAAAGAUAAUGAACUGUCCUGUCAGUCACUUCCAUCUACCCAUAAUUUCGUUAGGCCAUAUGGAAACAGUGCCAAUCAGACAGUGUGUGGACAGGUUGACAGUUCAGAAAAUACCCCUGAACUUUUCAGCUUACCGAGUAACCAGCAAUUGUCCAAUGAGGCUGUAGAUGGGAGGAUAUCAGAAGUUUCAGAACAUUCCUUCAGUCCCUUCACUAAAUGGUCAAAAGAUGAUGUUGAGGUUAAUGUUGAACCAUACAGUGGAGGUUUCCUGUGCUCUCAGGUUGCAGAUAGUUCUAAGUGGCCUUUAAAAAGAUCAGUUGAGGCUACCAAGGAGCCUGAGAAGUUAAAGCAGGUGACCCAAACAUCAAGAUCUCCAGUUUAUUUCGAUAUUGACCCACCAUCAUGCAAGAAAAUAAAGACGAUGGAUUCUGAGAGAAUAUCAGAUCUAGGACACUAUCUGGAGGCACAGAGGAACCGAUGGCCAACACCUAAGGUUGGCUUCAUUGAAAUAGAAAGGCUUAAAAAUUGCACUGACAGAAGCAAGCGGUACCAUGUUUUGGUCACCGUUCUGUUCCGCUGCCUCCUGAAGGAGAUACAGAUCAAAUCAGGAACAUUCGCUGGGUGCAGGGUCCCCAUAGCAACUAUUGUGGUUACAGACCAAUCAGGAGUCACUAUAAAGAUUGCGCUAUGGCGAGCUUCUGCAUUCUGGGCAUUGAGUGUCUCCCCUGGGGAUGUCCUACUAGUAACAGAUGUCGCUGUACAUUGUAACCAAUGGCGAGGAGAGGAGUUGUUGCAGUCCACCCCAAGGACUAAAAUGAUCAAGCUGGGACCCUGCUUACAGAUUCAGACUGCACAGUGGUCCCAAACAGUGAAUGCAAUGGCACUGAAGGAGCUCAUAGCAUAUAUUUCAGCUCAACACUCCCAUCUUUUGGCUGUGGAGCCCACAAACCAUCAACAUCUAGAGUCCAUGCAGUAUGUGAACAUUUAUAAACUGCAACCAGGCAUGGUGGUACAUGCACGACUCAAAGUUGUCCUCAUCACUGUGCUAUCAGAGAAUACCUACACAUAUCGAGGAAAGGCGCAACAGAAGGUAGUGCUGAGUGUGGAGCAAGUCAAAGGUCACCCAGGCACGUUAACACUUUGGGGAAAUUGGAUAGCCUGGCACACUCGGAUUCAAAAGAAAUUGGGUCACGUUUGGGAUUUCAGAAAUCUGCUGGUCUUUCAAAAUCCCAUCGCUGGAGAUCUGGAACUGCACACCACACCUUGGUCGUCCUGUGAGUGCUUGUUUGAUGAUGAUGAAAGAGCCAUUGCAUUCAAGACCAAGUACCAACCCAGCGAGACAGACUCUAUUAAAAUGAUGGACCUAUCCACCCUGCUUCACACCAGGUAUUCGGGAAGCGUUCAAUUAAAGGUCCACAUAGUAGCAAUGCAGUGGAAUGCCAAUUCUACUCUUAAUCCCUUGUUCACGAUGGACGCCUUUACUCCAAUGGAGACAGUUUUUGCCUCGCUCUCCUGUUUUACAUAUUCUGGCUGUGGAAGCUGUGGCUCAGAACUGGGAUUUGAUGAAAAUGGCAUCUACCAGCAGUGUAUUUCAUGCUUGCCAAAUAGCACCUUGCGAACCUUUUACAGACCCACAAUGCUUUCAAUAACAGAUCAAGAUUCCCGGAUUGAUGUUUUUAUCUCAUCCAAACUCAUGGAGAAGAUAUUUCUCAAUAUUCCUCCCACCUGGCUAAGCAAACUCAUAGGCCCAUCUGAUCAGGUGACAUAUGGAAUGGUGAUGGCGGAUUUGUGCUGUUCGUUGUUUGCAGACCCUCGUGACUAUUACGUACUGACAUUGCAGAGCCAGUUCCAUCUGGAUGAAAACAGCAUCGCAAUGAACCAGGAAUUCUAUUUGUUGGAUUUCUGCCCUGAUCAUUAACCUCUGAGCUUGUUAGGAACUGAAAGGUGAAUUUACCAAUCUCCAAACUCCCCAGGUGGGGUGUGGGGGCAGUGUGGGACCAGUGUGUGUGUCAGGUAGGGUUAUUUUGGAGGGUAAUUAUGAUGUGAGGAGGCAAGUGUGGGUAGGGAAUUGUCCGUAGUGCCCACAGACCUAUCGUCAAUCCAUGCUCUUUUCAGGGAUUGCUCCCCGCUGGGUGCUGAGGGACAAUAAACAUUCCCUUAAGUGUUAACUCUAUCCUUUUAUUUUAUUAUUAUUCAUUCGCAGGACGUGGGAUUCACUGACAAAGCCAGCCUUUAUUUUUCAUCCCUAGUUGCCCUUCAGAAGCUGACGGUGGGCAGUUGCCUUGAAACACCACAGUCCUUGUUGGGAUUGUGUGUGACUUGGAAGGGCAGCUGGAAGUGAUGGUUUUCCCGUGAAUCCCCUACCAUUGUCCUUCUAGGUUGAGGAUGUCUUGGGUUUUGGAGGUGCUGCUGAAGAAGCCUUGGCAGCUUGCUCAGCUGCAUCCUAUCAAUGCAGUCACAUUAUGCCGGUAAUGGAGGGAGUGGAUCCUGAUAUUUCAGAGAGUAAAUGCUACUUAACCACAGGAUUGAGAAAGGCCCCAAGCUAGAUUCUAUAUCUGCCAUCAGUGCUUCAGAUCUCAGUGCUCAAUAGGGCAUGUAGACUCAACAGAUUGCUAGGAGUGCAGUGGUGCCACCCUAAGGGAGUGGUAAUGGCUCCUGUUCUUUCUCAGGAUGACAGUAGUUGUGCUCCCAAUAUUGUAUGGCAGGCAGCCCCAACUGCUGCCACCAUGCCGAAAUGUUUCAAUUCAAAGCUGGGUCGUCAAGGCCCAGAGCUGCUCAAUGGUGACCUACAAGACCAUCCAGUGAAACUAAGCAACCUUCAACCAGCCACAUUGCAGCCAUUUGGAUGGCACUACGUGGGAGCACUAGGUCAGGCAAGGGCACCUUCAUAGGCAUUAAGAGAACGCAUAAGGGCAGAAAGUUCAUUUUUAUUUGUACAAUUGAAUGUAUUCUUGGAUAAGCAUGUUAUGUAAACGUUUUCGUUGGUGGUUUUUAUUGUUGGAUCAUGGCCAAGGGGAUGUCCAGAUGGGUGUGCAGCCACUUGGAAAAGUAGAUCCAUAUUGGUCAAGGAAAAUUGUCUGUGGGUCAUGAAAAUAUAAUAAAUUUCAUAAUAUUGUGAUUUACUGUAAAAGCGGGUUUAUAGUGGGGCUUGGAUAAUUUCUCUGUGUGUGUGUCUGUAUGCGUGUGUGUGGGAUUUAAUUAAAUUGGAGACAGCUGGAGUGCAGGCUUUGAGUCAUCAAAAAGAAGCUAGGUUUGAAAUGCUAAAUACGUAAACAUGGUUGAGGUUUUAGAAUGUGAGGCUUAAGGAAAAUUUGCAUUUUUAGAUAAACCAGAGUGGUUUGAAUUUCCAAAGAGAUGGUAAGAUGUUACACCUAGGUAGAAGAAGCUGAGUAAAACAGCAUGUUAAUUUUUCCCAAAGGAUACUGAUAAAAUUAGUACCAUGAAAAGAUUUAUAUUAUGACAAAAGUAAAGUUCCAAAGACAUGUCGGAACAAUGGAAUUUGCAUUAAAAUGGGAGAAACAUAUGUAAAGGAGAUGAGGCUAUGUGUAAGAGGAGAAGGCAUUCUAAGAUUUAACACAAGUGUGAAAAGCCUCCAACCUCUGUGGAUCAAGUUGCUGUCUCCAGAGACUGAAGCUGAGAAAACUCACUUUGAAUUCUACCGUAAAGGGUAUCGUGUUGCUUUGCCUGGUCAGUUUAAAUCUAUUUGUUUUUACUGUUGCCUUAACGGAGGUAUAACUGGGAGCCAGAUUAAUUAGGGGUUGUACGAGUUAUUAUAAUAGUAAUUCGUAGACCUAUGUAUAUGCUUGAAAUCUUGUCUUUUGAUAUAAAAUGUUAAUUUAGUCUUCUAAAAA
Molecule: messenger RNA, 5034 nt
Organism: Carcharodon carcharias (great white shark)
Lineage: Eukaryota; Metazoa; Chordata; Chondrichthyes; Lamniformes; Lamnidae
Gene: shld2
Product: shieldin complex subunit 2
Exons: 10
Coding region: 336-3101 (921 amino acids)
Biological process (GO): regulation of double-strand break repair via homologous recombination
Cellular component (GO): nucleus; site of double-strand break
Source: RefSeq, a predicted model, not a curated record